UCGAGGUGGGAAGCACUGGGUUGUCCUUCGCCAUCUGGGAGUUCCUCGCCUGGUAUGGUAGCCGGAUGGUGAUGUACCACUGCGAGAGGCUAAAGGAUUUAUGCCUCCGGAAUUUCCUUCGUUUUGGGCGGAUUAUCUCUUGGCAUGGCGCUAGUGGAGGUGAAGCAAUUCGCAGAGGCAUUAGUGGCAGUGAAGAGGAUACUCGAGAGGAUCAACAGGCAUCCGUGAAUCAAUGCGGAGGAUCCCAAAGGGUUGAAAAUGGAGGAGAUGCUCGGAGAGGUGUGGCGUUUGAAUCGGUCCAGUUCACGUACCCUUCGCGGCCGAAGGUGCCUGUGCUGAGGAACUUCAGCCUCCGGGUGCCAGCAGGGCAGACGGUGGCACUGGUGGGCACCAGCGGGAGUGGGAAGUCGACGGUUGUUGUGCUGCUGCAACGAUUCUAUGAUGCGGACGCCGGAGCAGUGAGGAUCGACGACGUGGACAUCAGGAAGCUACAGCUGAAGUGGAUCGAGGGCAGGCAGGCGGUGAAGAUGGAGGAGGAUGAACAUCAACAGACGGAUUGA
Zingiber officinale is the source of this 560-nucleotide messenger RNA. Its product is annotated as putative multidrug resistance protein. Gene Ontology annotation, molecular function: ATP binding; ATP hydrolysis activity; ATPase-coupled transmembrane transporter activity. The record is from RefSeq and is a predicted model, not a curated record. NCBI's taxonomy places the organism in Eukaryota, Viridiplantae, Streptophyta, Magnoliopsida, Zingiberales, Zingiberaceae. The transcript is spliced from 2 exons. Bases 66 to 560 code for a protein of 164 amino acids.